AUGCAAUUCGAGAUAGGAAGGACUCGUAAUAUAUAAGUUUUGAGUAUUAGGAAAAAAAUAUAUUUCUUGUACUAUAUUCAUGUCUCGUCUCAGGUGUUAAGCAACCUAAUGCGGGGUAUGACUAAGCCAGUGGAGGAGGGUGAUACUGCUCAGGGCUCAGUCUCAGGGUGAUAGUGAACCAUGUUGGAGGUACGAGGACGUGUGGUGGUGUACAGUGUGCUGGGCUGCCCUCACUGUGUGGCUGCUAAGAAGACUUUGAGGGAUCUUGGAGUCCCGCUAAUAGAUGUGUCAGUUGAUCGUUUCCCAGCAGUGAGAAGGUGGCUGCAGGAGAAAACUGGGAAGACCUCGGUACCACAAAUAUUCUUCAAUGAAACUUAUGUUGGUGGUAAUGACAGUCUACAGAAACUCUUGAAAGAUGAGGAAGAAUGGAAUAAACUGUUGGCUGACAUUCAAGUCAAUGAAGCUAAAGAAGAUGCUCUUAUUAUUCCUCACCCAUCAGAAGCUACUGAUACUGUUUCGGAUAGCAUAAAGUUUGUCUGUGAAAGUGAUCCAAUAGCAAGUAUUGCAGAGGAAUUAAGAGCUUCUGGCAUCCCACACUAUCACCGCAUCUCACUCUUCUCCAGUGCAAAGAAUGUUUUCUCUGGCCAAGAGUUUAUAAACUGGAUCAUGGAAACCAAGAAUAUUAGUGAAGAAGAAUCCACAAAGAUUGGAUCAGAACUUUUGGAGAAAAAAUACGUAAAACCUCUUGAUUCUACUCAGACUUCUUUCUUGAAUGAUCCAAAGAUGUACUAUAGUUUGAUUGACAACUGUGAGUCAACUGCCUUGAAUGGAGGAUCACCUCAAAGCUGUAUGCUGGAUAAUGCUGCCGAGUUGUCUGAGACACUUCGCAAGCUAAUACUUCAACUUUUCAGUGACCACAUAUCUCUUGAUGGCAAAGUAGUUAACUACAAGGAGAUGAAGGACACUGAAGGCUUUAAGGAAUAUGUCAAACUAUCCCGAGAGUUGCAGCGUGUUGCUGUUGAAAAACUAGACCAAGAUGGACGCAAAGCAUUCUUCAUCAACAUCUAUAAUGCUCUUGUAAUUCAUGCUACAGUAGAGAAUGGACCUCCCUCCAACUGGCUGUCCAGACUUAAGUUUUUUGACAAGACAUCAUAUAUCGUUGGUGGCCACAUUUAUAGCCUGAACGAGAUGGAAAAUGGUGUGCUGCGAGCAAAUAAACGUGGAGUUACCCAGCUUUUUGCACCCUUUGGGAAAUCAGACCCUCGACGAAUGAUAAGCCUUAUUCAGGUUGAUCCAAGGAUUCACUUUGCUCUGAACUGUGGAGCCAAAAGCUGUCCCCCAAUUAAGACAUUCAGUGCGGAGAAUAUUAAUGAGGAGUUACGUGUGGCAACAGAGGCAUACCUAGAGACAGAUGAAGGUCUCCAGAUAGAUGAGGCUCGAGGUGUGGUGCAACUGUCCUCACUCCUACGGUGGUAUUCCUCUGACUUUGGAAACACAACUGAAGAUGUUCUUCGGUGGGUACACCGGAAUGUAACUUUCCCUGAGAAGAAGGAAGCUCUGGAAAGAGUAAUGGAAAGCAACAAAUGGAAAGUAAAUUAUAUCUCAUAUAACUGGAACUCCAAUGCUAGUGACUGAUAGGAAACAAAUUGUGUUGUUUGUCUUCGUUGGUUAAGAAAGGAUUUGUGAUCCAAUUUACCGGGUAAUUUAUUUUGCUCGGGUAUUAUAUAUUAACUAUAUUAUAAUGCAUUGCUAUGGGAGAACAUAAACAAUUGUUCAAUAUAUUUUCCAAAAUACCCCAAUUAUUUCCUGUCUUUUCUGCAUUGGAAACCAGCUUCACUGUUCACAACGCACACUUCACUGUUCCCAGUAAAUAACUUACAACAGCUUCACAUUUAUUUAAACAGCUCAUGCAUCCCCUUUUUCAACAGAUUGUUUAUUAUAAACUUUUACCCAGGUAUAUAUAAGCCAAGUUCUUUUGUCUCCCAAAACAUUUUACUCAAUAUCUCUUUACCUGAUCCCACACUGUUCUUCCUGAUACACUUCUGUUUUUAUGUUCUGCUGAUCUUAGAGUAUGAAAUCUUUAAACCUGUAAUCAUUAUUAUGCAAGUUAUCACUUCUUCAAGUUGAAGAAUAAUCCAAUACAGCACUCAGAGAGUUUUAAGCUUUAAUAAGAUUUAAAUGUUUUUGGACAGGGAAGGGAAGAGAUUUUCUGGCAUUCUAUAGUUCCUGUUUUUCAUAUUGGUAUUAUCAAAUUUCAGGACUUUAUUUCACAGACAUACACUGUGUCAAGGUUACAUUAUAGAAAAGCUCUCUCUUAAUAAAAAAAAAAAAAAUAUAUAUAGAUAUAUAUAUAUAUAUAUAUAUAUAUAUAUAUAUAUAUAUAUAUAUUAAAAAAAUACUGUACACCUUUUUAGUGUCCUUUAUGUUAAUAGAAUUAAUUUAUUUUCCUCGGACUUUAUUCCACAUUGGACAACAGUAUAAGGAUACAGAUGGAAUAUGCUACCUUUAUAAUAUGUUUUCAUAAUGUACUGUAGCCUUGGAUUAUUUCACAAAAUAGAGACAGAACUUUCAAUAUAAAGAACACCUGUAAUUUAAUACAUACAUAAAAAAGGAUUAAGGUUGAGGUGCCCAAAAAUUGACCAGACAAUGCUUAAAAAGUUUAUUUCCUUACCAAACACAGGCAAAAAAAAAGGUACAGGGUUCUGGUACACUGGACAAAUAAAGAGAAGUGUACGAAACCCCCAAAAUUCAGUAUAAGUAGUAAUGUUGCACACAUUAAGCAGUAACUACUACAGAAGAUAAACACAUUCUUACCUCAUGAAAAGGUCCAAAAAAUGGUCCGGAAUUCAUCCAGGAUGUAAACUUUUGAGUUACUGCGUAGUACAGUCACCCACACAAGUCCUGUCGCCUCUGUUGUUGCUCUAUGAGCCCCGAGAUUCAGACUCGUGUACCCGAAACAUAAGACAUUGAUGCAUUAUUCUGUCCAUAAAUGCUCGGGAUUCAAGAGUCUGAAACUUGGGGAUCGUGGUUCAGGAGGAGAGGCGACUGGACUUUUGUGGGUGAAUGUACCUUGUGGUCGUGCAUGUGUUUGGGAUUAAAUUUUUUAAAAAUAUUAUAAAAACUUAUUCCUUCCCUUUUUUUGGACAUUCCAUGAGGUAAGAAAGGAUUUAUCUUCUAUGGAAAAUGUCCUCAAAAUAUGUCCCCUUCAUUCAGUACUGUAUUACCAAUUUGGCUUACGACUGACCCUGUUCCUGAGGCCAUAAGUCUACCCAAGUUAGCACACCUACAAAAACAAAACAAAGGUUUUGUGUGUUUCCUGGAAACCAAAUAUAACUGAUAUUUUUAUGGGUUUCUCGUACUCAUCAUCAUUUUGUCGAUUCUCCCGUCACAUUACCUGCACAUACCAUGUCAGCCUAUAGACUGAUGUUGUAUAUCAUGGUUUCAUUUACCGUUUCAGUGAGCCACAACUUAAGAUGAAAUGUACCUAAAAUUUUAACUUUCUCUUCUUAACUGACUGGGUGAGUAAUGGUGGAGUGAGGCCAUGACUAUACAGUAGCUGGGGAAGAGUGUGUCCAUGAUUGUUAAUUAAAAAAGUUGUUUCUGCAAUAUUUAGGAAAAGGUAAUAAUUUAGGUAGUGGCAAUAUAAUAAUUUUGUGAAAUACUCCUAGGCUUCUGUACUUAAAUUUUGAAUACCUGUACUGUACUGUGAUAUUAUAAAGAGAUAAAUGAAGCAGAAACUAAGUUAAUCACAAUAAAACAACACGCACAAA
This is a messenger RNA of Homarus americanus (American lobster), 3770 nucleotides long. RefSeq lists its product as uncharacterized. Bases 181 to 1635 code for a protein of 484 amino acids. Gene Ontology annotation, biological process: cell redox homeostasis; intracellular signal transduction. The record is from RefSeq and is a predicted model, not a curated record. Lineage: Eukaryota; Metazoa; Arthropoda; Malacostraca; Decapoda; Nephropidae. Gene Ontology annotation, molecular function: electron transfer activity. The transcript is spliced from 9 exons.